CUGGAGCAACUUUGGCAGCGUUUGGACGUGCACGGCGCUGGAUCGUGAGCAGGUGCAGGAAUAGGAGCAGGAGCAGAAGCAGCUGUUAUCUCUGCUCCAAUUGGAUGCAAUGAAAUCGAAGAAAUCGGCCUUUGCCAAUACAUCGACGGGCUACGGCAGACACAAGCAUAGCGGACACGGCAAAGGACGCGGCCAGAGCAAGGACAAGGCCGAGGGCAAGGGCAAGCACAGCAAGGAACAGCAGCCACCAGAGCAAAAGGAUGAACAGGACAAGGACCUGAACUCCGGCUUCGGAGACUAUCUGCGCACGCCGGAGGCAUUUGAGAUGAUGAAAUUGUUUGUUUUUGCCAAUACGGUGAUGUUGAUUGUGACUAUGGCCUGGCCGAAUAUUAAGGAACAGUUCUUCAUGCUAAACCAAUGGUGGGAAAGCUUUCGGGAACAGCAACAGAAACAAUAGACCUAGAGAAUUACUUGAGUU
Molecule: messenger RNA, 478 nt
Organism: Drosophila navojoa
Lineage: Eukaryota; Metazoa; Arthropoda; Insecta; Diptera; Drosophilidae
Gene: Xport-A
Product: exit protein of rhodopsin and TRP A
Source: RefSeq, a predicted model, not a curated record